AUGGAGUCAUCUUUCUCAUUUGGCGUGAUCCUUGCUGGCCUGGCCUCCCUCAUUAUUGCCGCUAAUGCACUAGUGGCUGUGGCUGUGCUGUUGUUGAUCCACAAGAAUGAUGGUGUCGGUCUUUGCUUCACCUUGAAUCUGGCUGUAGCUGAUGCCUUGGUUGGCCUGGCCAUCUCUGGCCUAGUCACAGACCAGCUCUCCAGCUCGGCCUGGCCCACACAGAAGACCCUAUGCAGCCUUCGGAUGGCAUUUGUCACUUCCUCCGCAGCUGCCUCUGUCCUCACAGUCAUGCUGAUUGCCUUUGACAGGUACCUUGCCAUCAAGCAGCCCCUUCGCUACUUCCAGAUCAUGAACGGGCUAGUGGCUGGGGCCUGCAUUGCCGGGCUGUGGUUGGUGUCUUACUUCAUUGGCUUCCUCCCACUUGGAGUCCCUGUAUUCCAGCAGACCACCUACCAGAGCCCCUGUACCUUCUUUGCCGUGUUUCACCCGCUCUUCGUGCUGACCCUCUCCUGCGCUGGCUUCUUCCCAGCCCUGCUCCUCUUUGUCUUCUUCUACUGUGACAUGCUCAAGAUUGCCUCCAUGCACAGCCAGCAGAUCAGAAAGAUGGAACAUGCAGGAGCCACAGCCAGGACUUACCGGCCUCCACGGACUCCUAGCGACUUCAAGCCUUUCCGCACAGUGGCUGUUCUCAUUGGGAGCUUCACUCUGUCCUGGACCCCAUUUCUUAUUACUAGCAUUGUGCAGGUGGCCUGCCAGGAGUGCUGCCCCUACGUAGUGCUGGAACAGUACCUGUGGCUGCUUGGUGUGGGCAACUCCCUGCUCAACCCACUCAUCUAUGCCUAUUGGCAGAAGGAGGUACGGCAGCAGUUCUACCAGAUGGUCCUGGGAGUGAAGAAGGGGCUCACCUCGUUCCUCUUCCUUCUCUCGGCCAGGGAUGGUGGCCCAGAAGGGCCCAGGGAAAGUUCCUAUCACAUCGCCACUAUCUCCCACGCACAGCUUGAUGGCCAAGAUGGUAAGGGCAGAGAAGUUCCAAAGUGCCUUCUCCCUCCCCUCUCUUGGCCCCCUGAAGGAGAUCAGAUGGAGCUAGGAGAAUGA
Molecule: messenger RNA, 1095 nt
Organism: Diceros bicornis minor
Lineage: Eukaryota; Metazoa; Chordata; Mammalia; Perissodactyla; Rhinocerotidae
Gene: GPR119
Product: G protein-coupled receptor 119
Exons: 1
Coding region: 1-1095 (364 amino acids)
Biological process (GO): regulation of metabolic process; adenylate cyclase-activating G protein-coupled receptor signaling pathway
Cellular component (GO): membrane
Molecular function (GO): phosphatidylcholine binding; G protein-coupled receptor activity
Source: RefSeq, a predicted model, not a curated record